CGGAAUCAAAAGUUGUAAGAGAUCAUCGAGUGCCGUGUGUUUUUCAGAAUGAUGUCUUUGAAAACAAACCAUCUGGUUAUUUGACACGGUGUCAAGCUUGUUCCAAUAUUCGCAUUGACACCCACUCUUCGGAAUAUUAAUUUCUCAUCGACAAAGUUGCCAAUCAGUGUCAAAUCUACUCAUUUUAUGUUUAUAUGGACUUUUAAUUUAAAGUUUCUUAUCAGCCAGAUGGUGUAAAUUUUUAUUAAUUGCCGUAUCGUGUUCGAAUUCCUCGAAUUUUGUUUGCGAAUUUUGCAACAUUUUUUUCGUUGGUGUGAGAUAGAGGAAGGUCUGAAAUAAGGUAUCAUGGUGCUUAGAAGUAAGAAUCUUAUUUUAUUUGCUAAAUAUGAAAGAGGAAAAUGUGUCACGUUGAAUUUACUAGUUAAGUCACAGAUGAUAGUUGCAAACAUAUCAUAUUAAAAGUAUCAAUUGAUUUACCCAUGAAAACUGGAAAUUUAUCAAGUUGAAUUUUUUUAUUGAUUUACAGAUGAAGUGUGCGAUUGAAAUUGAUUGAUCUAUAGAUGAAAGCUGUAUUACGUUUAAUUUACUAAAUGGUUUAAAAAUGAAAACAAAAAUUGCAUCCUAUUCAAUCGAUCAAAACAUGAAAAUGAACAUGGGUACUAUUGAAGUCACAGAUUGCUUUAUAUUUAGUGUCUUCCGUUAAUAUAUUAUCCAAUUGAUUUUUAAUUUUAUUUCGCUGAAUCUAUUCAAAUGAUAUAUUUUAUUGCACUUGUAUAUAAUUGAUUAUCAAUUUGAUGACGUUGAAUUUUGUCAAUUGAUUUGUAGUUUUAUUUCGUGGUAUUUAGCCAAAAAACCUGAAUAACUUUUGAUUUCAUCAUGAGAUUUUUCCUAACUGUAUCGAUAUUCUGCUUGUUGCUGAUGUGCACAGAGGGUCGAAGACGUCGCUCUCAGAACUGCAGAGAGAAGAUGGGCCAAACAGCAAGAAUAAUCUUUACAGGAACUGUUGAAAGGCUGUAUAAAUCGAGAGCUGCCGUUUACAAAGGGGUGAUCAAAGUGAAAAGAGUUGUAAAAGGCGAUCAGACAUUAGCAGAUAAUACUGUAAUAGUUGAAGGAUUUGGUGAUCCUAAUAUCUGUCACAGUGAUGUCCGAGAGAGGGACACAAGAAUAUUUCUUGUUAAUCAAAUGGACAAUGGACAUUUGAGAUUGAAUUCCAGUGUAGUAAGGGUUACGGUCUAUAAUUUAGAAAAGGCUGCAGCAGCUGCUAGUGGAUUGCCCCCCAAGACAAGAAAGAAUAUCCAAGAAACGGAAUGUGAAAAAAUGUAUUGUGCUUAUGGUGCUUUGUGUGUUGUUGACAAACGAACGCAGCGAGCCCACUGUAGAUGUCAGGAAACAUGUACGGACGUGUUUGCACCAGUAUGUGGGAGUGACAGUGUUACAUACUCCAGUGACUGUCAGCUGAGAAUGGCAUCAUGCACUAAACAGAAAAGAAUUUUUACUAAGCACCAAGGACCUUGUGACCUUAAAGAUCCCUGCCAAGAGAAAGAAUGUCAUUUUGGAGCACAGUGCCAACCAUCUCUAGACGGCAGAACCGCAGAAUGCAUAUGCCCAGAGAAAUGUGCCGUAUACGGCGAUAGUCGAUCAAGGCCAGUAUGUGGUACCGAUGGUAAAGACUACCUUAAUGUGUGUGAACUACGAAGAACAUCUUGCCUCGAAAUGAGAGAGAUCAAAGUGCGAUACAAGGGACAGUGUGAUCCUUGCCAAAAUAUAAAGUGUCCUACUUACCAGAUGUGCCAACUCGAUGACAACAGAAACCCAACUUGCCGUUGCAAUGAUGUUUGCAAUCCUGAAUUCCGGCCAGUAUGCGGAUCUGACGGAAAAACUUACAACAACGAAUGCAUUAUGAGGGUGGAAGCUUGCAAAACACAUAAAAGCAUUAGAGUUAUAUAUUCCGGGGACUGCAAUAUAGGAAUAAAUCCUUGUGACUUGAUUAGAUGCGGACCAGGUCAAGAAUGUGAUAUCGAUAAAUUUGGGGUCGCGUCUUGCCAAUGUCCACCAACAUGUGAAUCAAAAGUGCAUCCAAUCUGUGGAUCAAACGGCAGGACAUUUGACAAUGAUUGCGAACUCAAAAGACAAUCCUGUCUUCUGAGACAAGAACUUACAAUCAUUCACACAGGAGAAUGUGGAGAGCAUGGUCCUUGCCAUACUCAUCAUUGCUCUUAUGGAGCAAUGUGUGUUGUAAAAAAUGGUCAAGCGGUUUGUGAAUGUCCAACAUGUGCUGAAGAAUUUGAACCGGUUUGUGGAACGGACGGCAUUUCAUACACAAAUGCUUGCAAACUUAAAAGAGAGGCUUGUGAACAAAAAACAGAUAUUAUAGUCUCUCAUGAAGGACUUUGUAAUACCUGUUACGCCCAACAGUGCGACUUUUAUGCUGUCUGUGAAAGCUUUGGAAUGGGUGAAACUCGAUGUGUUUGUCCAGAGGUUUGCAUUAAGGUUGACGCUCCUGUUUGUGGCACCGAUAAUGUGAGCUACCCAAAUGAGUGUGAGCUGAGAGUAAAUGCAUGCAAAAAGCAACAGUACAUAGCUGUAUCAACUAAAGGAUUGUGUGAACAAUGUGACCACGUUCAUUGCAAAUAUGGAGCCCGAUGUGAUAGUGGAAAAUGUGUGUGUCCUACAGAUUGUCCGCAUAGUUUCGCCAAUGACCAACGCCAAUUCGUGUGUGCAAAUGAUGGCCAAACUUAUUUGAACGAAUGCGAAAUGAAGAGAGUCGCUUGUCAGAAAAGCAGAGACUUGUCUGUACAGUUUUUCGGAGCUUGUGAAGAAGCUCCUGAAAACUUAGGAGUCGAAGAAGGCAAUUUACCAGCUCUGAAGGAAAGGAAAAUUAGCAGUUGUCAAGAUAAACAGUGCAAAUAUGGGGGUACUUGUGACUUCAACGUGGAUGGAGCUCCUUUUUGUGUCUGCACGUUCCAUUGCCCGGCAAUUAAGGAACCCGUGUGUGGGUCAGAUGGACGAAUGUAUGAUAAUGAAUGCAGAAUGCGAGAAGAGUCAUGUUUGUUACAGAAGCGAAUAGAGACAUCAUCACGCGAAGUUUGUGUUGAUCACGUCGAUAUACCAUGUGACGGCGAACCACCAGUAACAGACCCGGCAACGGGAAAAGAUUACUACUGUGGCAAAGGUAUCGGGCAGACGGGAACAAUUUCAAAGCUAUGCCCUGCUGGUAGCGUAUGCCAUGUUACUGAAUAUUUCGCCAAAUGUUGUAAAGCAGCUCCUUUAAUAAAAAGUUGUGAAGAUACGCCAUUUGGUUGCUGCCCUGAUCACCGGAAUCCUGUGCAAGGACCUAAUAAUGGUGGUUGUCCUAGUGUUUGCAACUGCAAUAAAUUGGGUUCUUACAGUUCAACUUGUGAUCCGGUAUCGAAGCAAUGUCCUUGCAAACCAGGAGUUGGAGGACUUCGCUGUGAUCGCUGUGAACCAGGUUACUGGGGAUUACACAAGAUAUUAAAUGGAAAUAGCGGAUGUGCCCAUUGCAAUUGCAACCCUUAUGGAUCUAUACGAGACGACUGUGAACAAAACACGGGAAGAUGCGUUUGUAAACAUGGCAUUCAGGGAAUGAAAUGUGAUCUUUGUCCUCUGGGUACGAUUCUUGGUCCUGAUGGAUGCAUGGAUGAAUCUCAAGUGAAUACAACGGUAGAAUCUUGUGAUGAUUUGGAAUGCUAUCACGGUGCCCGGUGUGUGGAGAGGGACUCGAAACCCCAAUGCAGCUGUGACUUUAAAUGUUCACCAGAAGACAGUAGAGAUCCUGUGUGUGGAUACGACGGAAACACGUAUGGCUCAGAAUGCCAAAUGAGACUUUUCAGUUGCAGAUAUCAGAGACCCAUAAACAUCAGACACUACGGAGUGUGCAGGAAGGGAUACUUAAGAGACUCAGAUGUGACCACCACAGACUCUCCUUUUAGAAUACCCAAAAGACGUAGUUACGGUAAAAUGCCUGACUUCAAACAGACUUCAUCAUAUGUGACCAUUAAAACAAAUUUUCCUCAAAAUCUGUACAUGACAACUAGCUCACCAUUUGCGAAUGAAUCGACAGUAUACAAGCAAUCGGAUAUGGAUUUGUUAAAAAAAUUUCAUUCAGAAGUUAAAGUCCCGUCAUUUACUGGAAAAUCAUACAUGGAAUUGUAUAAACUUGAAGCGUAUUCUAAAAUGUCCCUAGAAAUAGAGUUCAAGACUUUUGCAAAAGACGGAAUCUUGUUGUAUAAUGGUCAAAUAUCAACAAAAAACGGAGACUUCAUAUCACUAAGCAUUACAGAUGGAUUUGUUGAAUUUAGAUAUAAUUUGGGAAGUGGAACUGUUGCAUUGCGAUCAACAGAGAGAAUUCCUCUGGGAAAAUUCGUGAAAGUUAUUGCGAAAAGAUUUUAUAAAGAUGGAAUGUUAGUAAUAGAAAACCAAGAAAACGUAUCUGGUAGAAGCCAAGGGACUCUGAAAUCUUUAGAUUUAACCGAAAACCUAUAUGUUGGUUACGUACCCGGACUUUCUAAAAUAAUAUUUGCAAACAUUGGAGUUGAUCAGGGUCUUGUUGGUUGUAUACGUCGUUUGAAAAUUGAUCGACGUGAAGUAAAUUUGAAAUUUCCAUCCUCAAAGGAAAUACUGACAAGUCGUGGAAUAAGUGAUUGUACAAAAAAUAAAUGUAGUAUGAUGCAGUGUAAAAAUGGUGGGACUUGCGUCGCUCAUGAGGAAAACAACUUCAAAUGCCAGUGUACUCAAAACUAUACAGGCAAUAAUUGUGAAUUCAGUAAAAAUCCAUGUAGUAAAAGUCCUUGUGGAGAAGGAUCAGUUUGUGAAGAACUAUUAGAUGGAGGUUUUGCAUGUAAAUGCGCACAAGGACGAACAGGAAAAUUAUGCGACAAACCCAAAAAGCACUCCAUUGGAAUGAGAGUUCCAGAUUUCAGAAACAACUCGUAUUUGGAAAUGCCAACAUUAAAGAAUGCAAAACAUGCAUUUUCAUUAGAGAUAUGGUUUUAUCCAAGAAUGGAAAACGGAAUGCUGCUCUAUAAUGGUCAACUCAUGAAUAAAAAAGGAGAUUUCAUAGCUUUAAUAUUAGAAAAUGGAUACGCCAAUUUUAUAUAUAAUUUGGGAAGUGGAGCUAUCAACAUAACUUCCCGCAGGCAAAUUUCUCUAAAUGAAUGGCAUUCUAUUAAAAUUAGCCGUCUCAGAAGACAAGGAACAUUGAAGGUAGACAAUGACAGUACAGUAGUUGGUAAAUCAAAACCUCCUCUGGCAGAAUUAAACCUCUCUUUACCACUGUAUAUAGGCGGUGUACCCCAUAUUAAAUAUGUGCACAGAGAUUCGAGAAUAACCAUAGGAUUUGAUGGUGCAAUUCAAAAAAUUGUGUUUAAUGGUGAAGAUUGGAGUAAUUUAAAUGAAAGAGCGGUGAAGUCUGUUGGAGUAAAAGCUUUUAAAGGAGAACCAUGCGCACAUGGAACAUGUUUAAAUGGUGGCGUCUGUAUUCCUGAAUUCACUUCUUUUAAGUGUCGAUGUCCGCAAAAGUAUACAGGAAAACAAUGUGAGAAACGUAUUAGUGGAAAUGGCUUACUACGAGCAAUAUCUUUUAACGGAACAACGUUUCUUACUUUCCCUUACUCCAACACUAAAGGGUCCAGAAGACGCAGAUCAAACAGACUCCAAGUUCGAUUUCGAACUACUUCUUCCUCUGGUUUACUGUUUUGGACAAAUGAGGGAUCCGAUCUGCAGAAUGAUUAUCUGGCUGCUGCAAUUGUUGAUGGUUUUCCAGAACUCAAUUUCAAGCUUGGAAAACAAAAGCAUCCUCUGUCUGUGAGGGUUGAUCAAAAAGUGGAUGAUGGAUUGUGGCAUUCAGUUUCAUUUCACAGGCGAAAGCGUCUUGGAGAAAUAAGAGUGGACAGAAAUUAUUUUGUUUCAAAUGUAUCAGAAUCAGGAUCAAUAGACUUACAUACUGAUGGGGUCUUAUGGAUAGGUGGCGCUCCAAAAUUACCACUAGGAUUGCCAUCUGAUUAUUAUAGCGGUUUCUCUGGUUGCAUAGAUUCAAUUAUUAUCGACAAAAGUCCGGCCCAUCAACUAAUCAUUGAAAAAGGAAGCACUCAAAGGUGCGAAAGCUCAAAGGUUAUGAAUUGAUAUGUUUUGAAAGCAAACGUCCAUCAGAAACAUUGACACUUUUUUUAAAAAUUAUUUUAGUUACUGGCAAAAAACUUUAAUGUCGUAAGUAAGUGAUAUGCCCCAAAAAUAUCGGGGCUUUGCAUCAUUAUCGGGAUUUUGGAACAUUUUCUUGAUUUGAAAUCCUACAAAGGUGUGACAGUGUGACUUCAGAUAAAUUUAUGUUGCCACUGCAAAUGUGAAACUUUUACAAUGCGUCGUUUUCUUAAAACUUUUUAAGAUACUAUCUUAGCUUUUAGCAACAUAAUCCAUGCGGAAUAAUAUUAAAAAGACCAAUAUUCAACUCUUGUGGUACCAAGGUGAGGUUGGUCAUUUUGACUGUAGCUAGAAAAAAGUCACAGAUAAAAGUCUCGUCCAGCUACUUUUACUUAGUACUGUCUUGGAUAAAAGUCUCUGGAUAAACGACAAGAUCAAGUACUGUGCGUUUUGCAAACUUAAAAUAUUACCAAUUUUAAUACAUGAAAUGUGUGCUAAGACCGUGAACAGAAAUUGAAAACUGAAACCAUCAACUAAAAA
This is a messenger RNA of Parasteatoda tepidariorum (common house spider), 6696 nucleotides long. RefSeq names its product agrin. Gene Ontology annotation, biological process: multicellular organism development; cell differentiation; receptor clustering. Gene Ontology annotation, molecular function: calcium ion binding; laminin binding. Gene Ontology annotation, cellular component: extracellular region. Lineage: Eukaryota; Metazoa; Arthropoda; Arachnida; Araneae; Theridiidae. The record is from RefSeq and is a predicted model, not a curated record.